AGCCUGAAGCCCCUAAGAAGUUUUGCCCUUCUGUGAAAAAUCCUCCAAAGACCCCAGGGUGGAUCUACUGCUCCCCCAUAACCAUGGAGGCUUCUCUUGUUGUCUGCAUCCUCGCUGCUCUCCUGGCUACGGGGGCCUGUCUGCAGUGUGAGCGUUGUGAAGAAGAAGGACCCAGCUGCACGGGGAGCCUACAGACCUGCACUGCUGGGCAAAACUCUUGUGGCGUCGUUCUAACAGAAUUGACACUCGGGGGAGAGAAGACCCAGACCAUUAUCAAGGGCUGUGCGACAUCCAGCCAAUGUAACACAAGGUUCGUCUCGACAAAUUUUGGGAAGGGAAUGAUGACAAGGACGAGCAUCGCCUGCUGCCAGACGGACUCCUGCACACCGACGCCUGUUAAAGUGCCCCCGGCUGACACCAAACCCAACGGCCGGCGCUGCCCAGCCUGCUACGCUCCGUCCUCUCAGCAGUGCCGUGAAGAGACCAUACAGUGUACUGGAGCCGAGACCCAAUGUAUGGACAUCGCCGGGCCCCCAAAAUCUGGUGGAUCUGCCACGAAGACCAUCAUGAAGGGCUGUGGUACUCAGUAUGUCUGUGACCAAAUAAAUGAGGGUUCUGGGACCUUCGCAGGGAUCAAAGCAGAGGUAACCACGGCCAGAUGCUCACCAGCCACCAGCGCGGCCGGCACAGCUCUGGGACCAGCUGGGCUCCUCUUCCCAGCCCUCGCUGGGCUCCUCCUGCUGAAGUUUCUCUCCUGAUUUCCCACUCGGUGCAAUGGCCACGCCACACCCAAUAACACCCCGGCCGCCUGCAUUAGCCCCUCUCGGCAGCCGCUCUCCCCUCUCAGGGGCUCUGGGCUCCCGCCUGGAUUCGCUUCCCCUUUAUAUUGUUCCGCUUAAUAAAACAAACUGGAGACCAAA
This is a messenger RNA of Terrapene triunguis (Three-toed box turtle), 920 nucleotides long. RefSeq names its product phospholipase A2 inhibitor subunit gamma B-like. The coding region runs from base 84 to 758 and encodes 224 amino acids. The record is from RefSeq and is a predicted model, not a curated record. The transcript is spliced from 6 exons. NCBI's taxonomy places the organism in Eukaryota, Metazoa, Chordata, Testudines, Emydidae. Gene Ontology annotation, molecular function: phospholipase inhibitor activity. Gene Ontology annotation, cellular component: extracellular region.